CAAUUUUUUUACUUUUCUUUUAAAUGCCCCUCACCAGGUUUGGUCGUUCAAACAUGCAAGCGCAGUGCAUUCUGCACACGCUGACGAUUGCGUCUGCACCCCCGAAAACCACCGAAAUUUAAAACCGAACGCUACGUGUCCUCGCUCUCGAGAAAAGCGUCGCUACAAACCAGGGAGUAUAGAUAGCACGCACAACAACGGUGACGUAAAACACAGUCCUAGCAUCGUAGCAACUUAUUAGGGUAGAGCUUUGGCGAGUUAGCCGUGGUUCAUAACAGCGGUGUUUGCGUAGCGCACGAAAGUAGGCAAGGAAGGACAGAGACGAGUAAGUAGCCAGUCUCAUGUGUUACGCGAACGCCGCCGUUACGAUCCUGGCAACGUCUCUCACGAUGACCUGUCACUUCGGUAAAUCGUCCAAAGCGAAACACACAACGACGCCACCAGGAAUGCACCGCGCAGAAAAGAAAGAAAAAAGGAAAAAAGGAUAAAAAAACAAACGAAAAAGAAAAAGAGGAAGAAAAAAAAACUAAGGUGGGGCUCGUCAUAUCAGAUCGAAGCGGUUCCUCGGCUCCGGUAUGGGAGAAGGAGGGGAAGGAACGUUGCUUGCGGGCGCUACUCAAGACAGAGGGAGAGAGUGCACCUGUUGGGAUUCAAGCUAUAGGCUCUUGGUGGUACGGUAAAGCGGCAUUUAAUUUCUUCUCUCUCCUCUAUGAAUAAAUUGAUUAAAAUAUAUUUCGGUAAAACAAUCCCUAUAGACGGUCGUUCUAGAAAUUUCAGGGUAUAACUAAAAUCUACAAUAGGGCCCGGUGAGGUGCGCUUUCAGUGUUCCUCGUUUUCAUAUAUUUUCUGUUCUCUCAAUUACGCAGAGACUACGGAAAGCCAAGAUGGCGGCGGCCACCAAUGACACCCUUGAGAAGAGCACCAUCGUCGAGAACUCUGUGUACAAGUCCUUCGUCGACAAUCCCAUCUAUUUCCUGGCAAACUUGCAGCAGCUGGGUGACCCCCGUACACGCCACUACCCUCUGGUGAUGAACCCGCUGUUCGUAUUUCCUCUCGUCGCCCUCUACAUAUACUUCGUCAAGGUCUCUGGUCCACGCUGGAUGAAAGACCGGCCACCUUUCCGCAUUGACGGUCUAGUGCGGCUGCACAACCUUCUCAUGGUGCUGGCCAAUGUCAAACUCUGCGCCACGCUUAUGUGCUCCACGUACCUGCCCGGUGGCAGCUACAGUUUCUGGUGCCAGGGCAUCACUGGCCGCGUCGACAACAGCCUCCAGGAGUUGUACAGGACCGGUUGGGUCUACGUACUUUUCCGAUAUGUGGACUUUUUGGACACCGUGUUCUUCGUGCUCCGCAAGAAGUUCAACCAGAUCACUCACCUCCACGUCAUCCACCACGUCAUGGUGACGUUGAACGUCUGGUUUUGGGUCCUCUUCGCCCCGGAGGGUCAAGUGGCAUUCAGCCUGGCGCUCAAUUCCUUCGUGCACGUGGUGAUGUACUCCUACUACUUGUUGGCCAACAUGGGACCGACGAUGCGCAAGUACCUUUGGUGGAAGAAGUACCUGACCACGCUCCAGAUAGUGCAGUUUGUGAUAAUAGUCGUGCACAUGUCCAUACCACUAUUCGUCGACUGUGGUUUUCCCCGGUACCUCAUAUUCUUGGGUGUCGUGCAGACGCUGCUUGUGCUAGCAUUGUUCCUGAACUUCUACAAAAAGUCCUACAUUGAACCUGAGCGCCUCAAGGCGCCGCCAAAAGUCACGGCGAGCUAUGGAGACGCCACCAUGUACAAGCAUGAUCACAAAAAAGAUAUGUAACCUCUCGGUUAUUUUUCAGAGAACUAUUGCGCAUUGCAGAGUAGUGAAGAGCGUUGAUAGUUACUCUUUAUGCCACGGCUAUUUUGGCGCUUCAUUGUUUCUCUGAACGAAAUGCACGGCGUCCAAGCUGUACAAGCUCGUCGCUUUCGCCUCUUUAUUGCAUCGCUAUCAUGCCAGCAAUUCCCAAUUUUUCGUCAUCGCGUAACAAACCACUGUUCCGAUCCAAAUGCAAAGAGGAGACAUUGCAAUACCAUAGGAAGUUCGUAAAGAUCAAAGGAGAGCCCCAUUAGCACGAAAGAUCGAUGAUGUUCGCCUUUAAAAUAUUUCUGCGAUGUGGGAGGAUGCGGGACGAACUUGAAAAGUAGAGCUCGACGACAAUCACUGCGGAUGGUGGAGACGGAUGAAUCUACUAUUCGAUCAGGCGAAACAAGUGCUGAAUAAAUUUGGAGUUAUUAAUCAGACCUCAUGAAGUACAUACACACGAAUAAUGUAUAGGUAUGGGGCCCUACAAGGUGAGACCAUUGUAAAAGGUAAAACUACACGGUAUUGCAAUAUGUUUUCAUUUGAAUCUCCUGACGUCAAAAUUACGUAACCGGUGACGUAAGCAUAGGGCGGUCACCCGCAGCGUUGUUCGAACCGACCAACCAAAUGACUCCUCGUAUAAUUAUAGGAAGUCACUUUUGUUUGCUUUCAAAACGAAUAGAAUUGGCUAUCUUAAUAGGUUGUUCUUAUCUAAUUGGCUGUAGUGAGGAGCGCGCAGCAUUGAAGAGGGGUUCGGUGAGGCUAAGCUAGCGCCGUGAAAAGAGAUAACCGGAUGAGGAGGGUGGUGCCGGCGGGUGCGAUUGGCCCGUUAACACUUGCGUAGGUUGCGGUAGCUGGUCGAAAAUCGGGGUGCCGUGCAACAGAAGGUUAAACAUGCCGCUAAAACGAAUAUCCACAGAAGAGGAUUUAUCAAAACGAUGCCUUAAACGCACCGAAAGGGCUCAACAACUCUAUACUAUCAUGCAAGAAUGUUUAUCAUACGCAAGUAAAUUCAUACACUCUGGCAGCACCGAGUAGCCUGUGUGUGAGUGAUCGGUAGAGAAACAUCUAUUCCUUUCGGAACGGGGUAGUCUCCGGUUAUUGCGAAAAAAAUGCAGUUUUGUGAGGCAUAUUAAUGCAUUUUUAAUGCGUACAAGUAAUUUUGAGGUGGCGAGUUUUCGCACUCUUGUGACGUCGCGUGACAGACAGGCGAAGUGGACGCAGCCCGAAAAAGUUUGGCCAAUAGCGAUGGGCUAAUGGCAAAACGGCUGCAAAAUUUUUUCUUUUGUUCGGUAAAAUCAUGCAAAACCAGUUUGUACACGUCAUAUAAGACAUUAGCGCCAUAUUAGCGCCUGUUUCAGAAAUGGGAUAGAAACAGUUUGUAAUAACUUUACGUGAUAGCGCCUAUGGUUUAAUGAAGCUUGCACAAUUUGCUCGAAGUUUUUUUUUCUUUUUUUUCUAUCCUGUUGAAAAACCUUUGUGACAUGUUAUGCUACGUCCAGAGCCUUAUUUUAUCACAUGGUAUGUCUCCAUACAAACACAUGAUCAUGUGGAACUGUAUUAGGCGACAUGUGGGAAGCUAUAGCAAUGCUUGGAAAUUGGUAAACACCACUGCUUAAGAACUUGGUCGACAACUACAUUUCGCGUUAAAAGUAGACGUUGCUCUUGAUUUAUGUAUUCUUUAAGCAGGACAAAAUAAUCAGAUUACCUUGCGCUUUUUGCGUUGUAUAUGAAUUGAUGAAAUAGUUGGGGAGAUCUGAUCAAUGAUUGGCACGUAAUGUUUAUAUCACGUGCAAUUGUUUGCUCAUUUGGACAGAAGGCGUGGCUGCGUAGUAAAUAUAUACUAGCUUUCGCAAAGUCAUUUAUACAAAUAAAUAAUAUAAUUAAGAGUAUCUUUACAAAAAUUAACACACGUCUGUCUUCCAUCGCUGCACAGGUAAGGAAGCAAGUGCAUUAACCAAACAAAAAGCACAUGUAUGAUACCAGUUAUUAUGGUAAAGACAGCUUCGACAGGAAAAGCAUAUGCCGAAGGAAUAUGUUAAGCUAUAGGACGCCUGCUUCAACAGUUCACCGGCUGGAGUUACACUGCCGGUGAAUGUCACUUUCAUGACUAAUUAUGGACUACACAAAUAUAAUCAAGAGAACUUUUCCGUUAUAUUUGUACAGCAUUACUUGUGCUCUAAAAAAUGAGAACGUCAGCUUUCACUUUUAUUUAUUGGUAACAAUUUCAUUUAUGCUGUUCUGUUUCUGUUUCGUAUGAGCUUUUUCGGUGUCAUUCAUUCUUUAGGAGCCGUUAUCUUAAGGUUAUCCUUGAAGUUUCGCGAAUGUACAGCCGUCAUUAAAAGUAUGCGGACAUGGGGCUCUGCCCCCCCCC
Messenger RNA from Dermacentor andersoni, 4206 nucleotides. NCBI's taxonomy places the organism in Eukaryota, Metazoa, Arthropoda, Arachnida, Ixodida, Ixodidae. The record is from RefSeq and is a predicted model, not a curated record.